Poeciliopsis prolifica (blackstripe livebearer) is the source of this 2227-nucleotide messenger RNA. RefSeq lists its product as uncharacterized. Lineage: Eukaryota; Metazoa; Chordata; Actinopteri; Cyprinodontiformes; Poeciliidae. The transcript is spliced from 10 exons. The record is from RefSeq and is a predicted model, not a curated record. The coding region runs from base 170 to 2227 and encodes 685 amino acids.
GAAUUGCUGCAGCGGACUUGGGGACUGGACAAAGAUCACAAAGAUAACUACCAACUUUGCUUCGUUCCUGUUCGGAGGAGAAUUCGCCACACCAAGACAAGAUUCUGCCCAAGGACAUUAACACUUCUGUUGCUGAGAUCCCCUGUCAUCUGGAUACCUUUAUAUCAAGAUGUUUUGGUUUAGACAUUUGCUCCUGCACCUCUGGUUUUUGGGAUGUCUUUACUUGGCAAUACAAGCUUGGCGCGUUGACAUGCCAAGAAAUAUCAAAGCACUGUUGAAUUCCUGCCUCGUUAUCCCUUGUAGCUUUGACUACAAUUUGUAUCCACCUACAAGAGCAGACAGAGUUGUUUGGUACCAGUAUGUGAGCAGGGGAUAUCCUUUGGUUUAUGACAGUUGGUACCCUAAUGAAGUAAUUAGCAUGUAUAGAGGAAGAACCUAUGUAUACACUUCCAAAUAUGAAAAAUCAUGCUCUCUAAAGAUUGAACGUGUGAACUGGAACGACCACAGACAAAAACUUUAUCCUUGGGUGGAUCCAGAACAUGUUGGGUCUAGCACAUAUGCAUUCUAUGACACAGCAGUAACAAUUGAAGUAAUUGCACAGCCAAAGCCACCACGAAUUAUAAUCUUUGGAGAAAGAAAAGUUGGAAAAUCUGUAACAGUGCAAUGUUCUGCUGAACACACAUGCUCCACCAGUCCACCAACUCUCAGCCUCAACAUCGCAAUGAAAGACAAAAGAGUUUCCAACACUCAGCUAUCUGAUGGCACUUCUAAAGCUAUCUUAACAGGCACUUUAGUCUUAGAGAGAGACGUUCAAGUGAUUGAGUGCACUGUCCAGCACAAAGGUGGUAAAACAGCAAGAACAUCUGAAACCUUAACUGCAGACUGCUCCAUUUUACCACUGAGCAUUAGCUCUACUUCAGUUGAAUAUGUUGAAGGAGUUCCAAACCAAGUAACAUGUGAAGCUUCUUAUACUUGCUCCAGCAAUGCACCAGUUCUCGAAUGGAACUACUCUAACAUGCCAGUUACCAGAGAUAUUAAAACUUUGGGGACUUUGCAGAAAACUGUUUCCACACUGACAUUUACAGCAUCAGCUAAAGACAAUGGAAAUGAUCUGAUAUGUUCUGCAAACUUUCCUGGAGGAGAGACUCAGCAGAAGAGCCUCACCAUACGGGUAAAACGAAACAUGCUCAAUCUGGGCUGGUCUUUCACUACUCCAGGAAGCGUAACAGGAAUGAAAGGAUCAUGUAUCAUCAUUCCUUGCAAGUUUUCCUACAGCAAAGCCCAACCGAGUGGCCUCCAAGUUGUCUGGUACUUGUACCAAAAUAAUGGACGCGCAGACGUAUUCAACCAAAGACAAUCAAAUAUUUUAAGCAGAUAUAAUGGGAUAACACAUUUGAUUGGCUCUGUGUCAGACCGCAAUUGUAGUCUUAAAAUAGACCGGCUGGAUAUGUCUCACAAUGAGGAUAAACUCUAUCCAUGGGUUGAUAUCAACCCAAUUACCUCCUACCACUCACAGGGACAUUCAUUUUUGGAUAGAAGCACCAAAAUUAUGGUUUCAGACCAUGCACAAGAACCCCAAAUGAGCAUCAUUGAUGUUCCUAAGGUGGGAGCUCAAAGCAGGGUUACCUGUAAAGUGAAAUAUACAUGUUCUUCUGCUCCUCCUGCCCUGUCUCUGAAUGGCAUUCCUGGAACAGACCGCACCAUUGACUCCUUGUUGUCAGACGGCAUUUGGGAAAGAACAAUAGAACGAACUUGGAAUGUAGAAGAAGACCACAAGAAGGUGGAGUGCACUGUGAGAUAUCCUGGUGGACAAAGUGCCAAAAGUGAGCUCCUCCUGCAUGUUGAAUGCCCAUUUGAAACAAUCAAAAUGGUUGAACCUCCAGGAGAGCUAAUAGAAGGAGUGGCAAAGAGUGUAAUUUGUUCUGUGUCCUACAAAUGCAAGACAAAUACACCAACAAUUGAGUGGAACUUUUCAGACAUGCUGCAUUUACAAAAGCUCAAAAAAAUAUCCAGUAAUACGUAUACCACUGAGUCCAAUCUUACGUUUAUUGGUUCCCUUGAAGACAAUGGAAAACCUUUGACCUGCAUUGCACAUUUUCUGACUGGAGAAACAUCAAACUCCUCACUUCUUCAGAUAAAAAAAUAUGUACCGGUUGAAGAAGAACUGAACGAGAAAGAUACUUUCCGCGUCCUGGCUGCUGACGUCCCUCGCAGAUUCAAUGCUUGA